Messenger RNA from Diabrotica virgifera virgifera (western corn rootworm), 11091 nucleotides. RefSeq names its product CLK4-associating serine/arginine rich protein. The transcript has 2 exons. Bases 273 to 2429 code for a protein of 718 amino acids. Lineage: Eukaryota; Metazoa; Arthropoda; Insecta; Coleoptera; Chrysomelidae. The record is from RefSeq and is a predicted model, not a curated record.
GUCAUAAUUUUUAUCCCUUCUUUAUAAAGCGGGGUGUCUCGAAAUGAAAUAAUAAUUAAGUUAGUUUUAGAGAGAAGUAGUGUUUAAAGUUGUUUAAAACUCCAUUUGUGUUUAAAGUAACAAAACUGCAACAACAUCAGUUUAGUUCGCCAUGUAAUAAUACAUACAUCAAUGUGGAAAUAAUACAUCACCAUACAAUCAAGAAGUCCACUGACCAAAACGUCCUAUUCCUAUGUGUGGAUUGUAAUAAUAUCAAGUGGUUGUGAUAUUUAAUGAUGUGGCACGAGGCAAGGCGACAAGAACGUAAAAUUCGCGGAAUGCUAGUGGACUACAGAAGAAGAGCUGAACGCAGACGCGAUUUUUACGAAAGGAUAAAAGCAGAUCCCACCCAGUUCUUACAAAUACAUGGCAGACAAUGUAAGAUUCAUUUGGACCAGAAUACAGCAACGGCAGCUGAUAAUGCUGCAAUGAUGCCAUGGCAGGGUCAAAGUGACAAUCUGAUAGAUAGAUUUGACGUUAGGGCUCAUUUGGAUUAUAUACCAAAUGUCGAAAAAAGUGUUGAAGAAACACUCACCCAAGAAGAAAGAAACCUUAAUUAUGAAAGGUAUAGAAUAAUUGCUCAAAAUUCAUUUUUAGCUAUACCAGAGGAAAAAUUUUUAAAGCAAUUACACCUAGAAGAACAAUUUGGGUACACAGAAAUAAAAAGUAAAAAAGAUGUUAAAGGUGGAGCUACUAUUGGGUAUAAUUAUGAGGAUUCAACUAGUAUGCCGGUUGAAGCAAUUGAUGAAUCGGAGGAAGAAAAUUCGGAUAACGAUUUAGAUGUUGAUUUGGCUAUAAACGUUUCCAAAAUGGAUCCAGUACAAGCUAACGAUUUGAAUAAACAUGGUCGUGGUUAUGGAAUGAGCUCAAAUGAUUUUUAUUCAUUCUUAAUUAAUGACUUAGAAGAAGCAGAAGCUGAUAGGUUGGCAAGGGAAGAAGAACAAGAAAAAGCUUUGUUUUCGGGGCGAAAAUCGCGAAGGGAAAGAAGGUACCAUAGAGAAAAAAGACUAGCUAAUAGAACAAUAAGUCCUCCCAGUUACGCAGCUAAAGUUUCUCCACCACCUAAUAUUUUCGAACAUAGAUCCAAAUCCCGUUCUAAGUCACCUUCCCCAGAAAACGCUGGAAAAAUAACCUACAUUACAAGCUUUGGAGAAGAGGAGGAAACUCCAUCAAGUAGUAAAGCUAUUCCCUCGAGUAAAACAAAAUCAAAAGAUAAAGCUGAAUGUAACUCAGAGAAAUCAUCGUUGAAGAAACGCUUGUCACGGUCAAGGAGUAAAGACCGCUAUUGCCACAGAUCAAAAAAUAACUCAAGAAGGAAAAGUAGAUCGAGAUCCUCAUCCAGAUCGCGAUCAAAAUUAGUGAGUGGAAGUAGGACUUAUAAUAAUAGGAGAAGCCGUUCAAGAAGUAUAAGCAUUUCAAGGCUAAGAAGUGUAAGUGCUUCUAAAGGCCAAUCUAACAACAAGAGACGUCGAUCAUCCUCUUCGUCAUCCACAUCGUCCACCUCGUCAUCAUCUUCAAGUUCUAGUUCCAGUAGUUCGGAUUCUGAUAAAAACUCGAUCAAAAAUCUCUUAGAUACUGACAAGCAGAGUCCAGUCCAACCCGUAGACGGUCCUCCAAAGGUUAUACCUAGAUAUUACGGUAGAAAGCGGUCUGACGAAAGUUCGUCUGAGCCUACUAGUGAUCCUGAAGAUAAAACUACAGUAGAGGAUGGUAGUGUUGAGUCUCAAAAUAAAUCAGCAUAUUCCCGCACGAAUUCAAAUCCAAAUACAGUAUUGAGCAUCGCAGAGCGUUUUAAACGGAAAAGGCAAGCAUUACUAAAUAAACAGUUCAAAGCAGAUAAAAUAGCGGAACAAAUAAAAACUGAGAAAGAACGACUAGAACAACAAGCGAGAGUGGAUGAGCUGAGGGAGAUGUCUAUUAAAUUAAGAAAGCGGCAACGAGAAAAGCGUCAUGCUAACGAUAGUGGAAGGUCUUCAAGUUCUGAUGAAAGUAGCGGAAGUAGUCAUUCUUCAUUUACUAAAGAGCAAUCAAUAAGUCCUAUUCGUGAGAAGGAAAAAAGGAACGAGGCUAGUUCUAGUAACUCACGAAAUCAUGAGUCUAAACAGGAUUAUAGAUAUCGAAGAGAUAGAAGAUCCAGGUCCAGUAGCCGUAAAAGAACUAGUAGUAGAGAUUGGAAACGAAAUAGCAGGGAUGCAGAUAUCAGGAAUAAAAGAGAUGAAAGGGAUACAGGUAAGAGGGAGGAUAGGGAUAGGAGAGAUAGGGAUGACAGAGAUAGGGAAGACAGAGAUAGGGAAGACCGAGAUAGGGAAGACCGAGAUAGAAGAAAUAGAGACUAUGAUAGAAGAGAUAGAAGAAGAGAUGAAGAUGAUAAAUAUAGAAGGGGUAGAUAGGUUAUUCUCAAAAAAUGGAUCAAAUACUUUAAACCGUUUCUUAUGAAGAAUCGUAGUGUAAUCUUUGAAUAUAUACUUACGCCGUUUUACUCAUAUGAUUAUGUGUCCUGAAGAACCCUUUUUUUUCUAGAUUUUGUAACGGCUGAAAGCUUUCAUUUUUUCUGUUUGUACAUCUUUCUAAUUACUUGAGUGUGAUAAGACUCUUCCAGGUCUUCCCGUUUUCUUCCUCAUUUCUGGUAUUUCAGUAUUCUCCUUGAGUGCAUUUGAAUUACACCUCAAUAUCAACUAAGUUAAUCCUUUGAUUUCUCCUCGGAUAUUGAUUUUCAUUGUGGCUAUUGUUCUGGUAAAGUUUUUUUUCAUUCCAUGUAGUUUACUUUUAGUUUUAUUGUAAAAUGGAAUCUCCAUUACACUAUUGCUACUACGAAGGUAUUGUGUACUUUCGUUUUUUGCUUUUAAUUCUAUCACAGUAUUGCAAACAAACAGUAGUGACACUCUCGGCGCCUUUAAAUUUUUUGAAGUCCAGUUUUAUACGAAAAGUUACGAAUGGAUUAGCUCAAUGAAAAAUCUUUCUGGUAAUCAUAAUGACUAAAAUCCUUAUUGUAGGGCUUAGGGUUAGAAAUAUUAGACUAAUUAAAUAUGUCAAAGAAGUUAUCAAAUCUUUGAAUGAUCUCAGUAGUUCCAACAGCUUUAAGAGGCAACAUAUUAAAACGAUUCUACAAUAUUAACGACGUUCUACACCUUCGGCAAAGAAUUAAGGAUUUGCAUGAAAUUUUAGUAUGUUAUAGUUUACUAUAAAAAACUAAGACCUGAUUUUUUAAAAAUUGUUUUACCGUGCCGUUUAAUUACUAUUAAGGGUCAAAGUUAAGUCUUAACAUGGGCUCUUAUGGAAAUUCUUAAAAAGUUAAUAACUUUUGACCCAAAUUUACGAUUUUUAAUUAUUUGUGCUUAAAUUAAAGGUUUUUUUUGUAAGGAAUAACAUAUUAAAAAAUGAGGAUUGUUUACCGUACCAUUUAUUUUUAAUUUAUUUAUUAUAAUUAAUUCCGUAAUUUAUUAUAAUUUAUUUUUAUAAAAUAUUCAAUACUGAAACAUAUGAUUUGAGUAGUCUGCUAUAAAUGCAUUGUUACCAACUUUCGCUUGCAUAUAAGUUUCCCCCCUUUCCUCUGAGAGGCAUACCCUGCAACGAAGGUGUAGAACGUUAAACCAGCAGCAACUGUGCUACUACGCACCUGAGUUACUAGUCAAACCUUCCAGAUUGAAAUUAUGUGGAAGCGCAGCGAGUUCUGCGACUUUUCGCCUCAAUCUGUCUGCGCUGAAAAAAAUGUGUAACUUCAUCAAGGUCUCAGAGUGGCACUACUGUUUGUGAUAUUUACUGGGAUUUUGUAUUCUGGGAGUUAAUUACAAUUGUUUGAUUAAAAACAUUUUAUUUUACAUUUCGAUCUCCAGCACAAAAGUUAGUAAAAAAGUAUUUGAACAUCAAAUGUAGCCCUUAAUAGUCUAAGAUCCGAAUAUAGGUCGAUCUGUACUCAUCUGCGUGCCGGAUGAAACAUUGUUUUUAUUAAAUUUGAUACAUAGACAAAUAUUUCUAGCAUGGGUUGCCUAUCAAAAUCGUGUCGUAGCUAUCCUUAAGGGGUGGGGCGUAGGGGUUGGAAUCAAUAUUUCAAGCACAUUUUUUUUGAAAAUAUGGUAGAAUUGUUUUAUUUUUAAAUCAAAUAUGCAUAUUCAGUACAAUUCGUAGAUUAUUCAAGAAAAAAUUCAAAGAAAAAUAUUGAAACAUAAGCCAACGGUGGCAAAUUUUUGAAGACACCUCAAAAUAUAAUGAAUUUUGCGGUGGACAUCAGAACUCAUCAUUAGCUCAUGGUGAACAAAAAAUUCAAAAAUAUUUUAUUAGCUUAUAAGUUUUUCGAGGUAUCGCUGUCGAUUUUUUUAGUUUUAUCGACUUUUAACUUUUUGAUAUCACUCAGAAGUCAAAACAACGAUUUUUUUUGCAAAAAAAAGGUGAAAAUCAACGUAUUUGUUAUUGUUAAACAAAAAAUAAGCAUAAAACAAAAAAUAUCUCGACAGCGUUACCUCAAGGAUUAUCUAAAGAAAAUAUAUACAAAAUUCCAGGUGAGUCGGUCAAGUAGUUUUUGAGUUACAAUGUCAGCCUUUGAAAAAAGCGUUUAUUGUUAACUUUUAUUUUCAAUUUCAUUUUUGUCUGUCAAAUCAUAAAAUUAUGCACACCGGAAUAUUUUUUUGAAUUGCGGAGUAAUUUACAAAAGAAAAGAAAACAAAGCUGUUGACCGUUGUUCACUACGUUCAAGCGUGCUGGCGCUAAUCUGCUUCAAAGCGAAUCGAAGAUAGGGAUAUUCAACACCAUCUCCCUACCUUCGACUCGCUUUGCAGCAAGUUCGCGCCAGCGCACUUGAGCGUAGUGAGAAACGAUCAACAGCUGUUCUCAUAUUCAUUUGUAAAUUAUUCCGCGAUUCAAAGAACAUAUUCCGGUGUGCAUCGUGUGCAUCACUUUACGAUUUGACAGACAAAAAAAAAUUGAAAAUAAAAGUUGACAAUACUUUAAACGCAUUUUUCUCAAAACUACAUUUUUCAAACUCUGUAGACAUUGUAACUCAAAUCUACUUGACCAACCCACCUGGAAUUUUGUAUAUAUUUUCUUUAGACAUUCCUUGAGGUAACGCUUUCGAGAUAUUUUUUGUUUUAUACUAAUUUUUUGUUUAACAAUAAUAAAUAUGUUGAUUUUCACCCUUUUUUGCAAAAAAAUUCGUUGUUUUGACUUCCGAGUGAUAUCAAAAAGUCAAAACUAAAAAAACUCGACAGAGUUACCUUUAAAAACUCAUACGCUAAUAACAUCUUUUUGAAUUUUUUGUUUAACAUGAUUCAAUGAUGAGUUCUGAUGUCCACCGCAAAAUUCAUUGUUUUUUGAGGUGUCUUGAAAAAUUUGCCCCCGUUGGCUUAUUUUUCAAUAUUUUUCCUUGAAUUUUUUCUUAAAUAGUCUAUGAAUUCUACUGAAUAUGCCUACUUAAUUUAAAAAUAAUAUAAUUCUACCAUACUUUCAAAAAAAAAACAGUGUGCUUGAAAUGUUGAUUUCAACCCCUACGGCCACCCCUUACGGACAGCUAUGACACGAUUUUGAUAGGCAACCCAUGCUAGAAAUAUUUGUCUAUGUAUGAAAUUUAAUAAAAACAAUGUUUCAUCCGGCAAGCAGAUAGGUACAGUUCGACCUAUACUCGGAUGCCUUACUAUUAAGGGUUUAUAAAAUAAUAAAUAUACCUUUUAUAAAGGAAUUUUUCAUUAAAGUUAUUUGUGAUUAGUGAUAUACAGCCAGCUACGGAUAAUUCUUUCUUGUAAAGUCUACUAUUGUUAAAAAUUAUUAAUGUAUAUAGCGAAAUGUUUUGAUUAACUUGUUUGCAAAUCAAUCAUUACGUUUGUGCAAAGAUCUGUUGGAACAAGAAGUGUACGUAGGUAUAUUGAUAUCUCAUCCAAUAUUAAUAAAUUAAGGAUCAGUCUACAGCAGCGUUUCCCAACCGGUGGGUCGCGACCCACUAGUGAGUCACGGGUGAGUUACAGGUGGGUCGCGGCGUGGCUCUUACAGUAACUGAAUAACGUACAUACAGUGAGCACGUAAAGGUUGGAAUUAAUUCAUUUUUUCGAGAAUGGACGAUUUUGUAAAAAAAUCCCGAAACAGGUCAAUUUUUAUUUUUAAAUUACGACUUUUUGGCAUAUAUAUCAUACUAGUGACGUCACCCAUCUGGGCGUGAUGACGUCAUCGAUGAUUUUUUUUAAAUGAGAAUAAGGGUCGUGUGAUAGCUCAUUUGAAAGAUAAUUCAAUUCUCUAUUCAGUAGUAUAAACAUUAAUAUAAUUAUUUAUACAGGGCGUCCAAAAAAAAAUUUUAAUUAAAUUUAUUGACAAAAAGAAGAAUGUAUUUGUGUUUAUUUGAAAACUAAUUGUCGGUUUUCGCUUAAAUUAAAUGUUCAAAUGGUCAAGAGGCAGGUGGGUUGCGGCAUUAAUAUUAAAUUUAAGCAAAAAACAAUAUUUAUUUGUUAAAGUAACAUUUUUUUCUGUUUUCUGAGAGCAGUAAAAUGUAUUUUGAAUUAAAUAAAUUACAUAAAUUCUUCUUUUUAUGCCAAUAAAUUUAUUUCAAAAAUUUCUUUUUGGACACCCUGUAUGGUAUGGUAAAUUAUGUUAAUGUUUAUACUACUGAAUAGAGAAUUGAAUUGCCUUUAAAAUGAGCUAUCACACGACCCUAUUCUCAUUUAAAAAAAUCAUUAAUGACGUCAUCACGCUUAGAUGGGUGACGUCACUAGUAUGAUAUAUAUGCCAAAAAGUCGUAAUUUAAAAAUAAAAAUUGACCUCUUUCGGGAUUUUUUUUUUUGCAAAAUCGUCCAUUCUCGAGAAAAUGAAUUUAUUCCAACCUUUACGUGCUCACUGUAUAUAUCAUCAUGGGUGGGGGAUGGUUCGCAAAUACGAAAAAACAUCAGAAGGUGGGUCGCCAGACAUAAAAGGUUCGAAACCACUGGUCUAGAGUAAUAUUAUGUAUUUUUUUUCGAUAAAUAUUUUGUAUUGAAUAUUUUCACGGCCAACCUAAUGAAAUUUCACGUAAUUUUUGUUGCAAUAAUUGUUUGGCUUAAUGAAUCACGAAUAACUCACAAAUUAAAGCAAUGCUUAAGAAAUAAAAAAGUACCAUAAAAUAUAAUUUUAUUAUAAUACUAAAAUACAGGGUGUUCCAUUUGAAAAAACUCAGACAACAAUGAUUCCGAGUUUACAACCAAGCCUGGAUACUAAAAUUGAAAAUUUCGCUAUACCUAUUAAAAAUAGUAGACUAUAUUAAAAAUCAUUUGAACAUAAAUAGAUUUUUUGAUAUCAAAUCACGACAUUUCUAAUACGAAAUUAAUAAAAAAGACCGUAAUUAUCUUUUAAACAUCGAGGCAAAUCCAAAAAUGUAAAAAUAUACAGGGUGUUCCAUUAAAAAAAUCAUAAGUUUCUUAACCGUGUCAAUCAGGAAGACUUUGUAUAUUUAAAAAUAUUUUAUAAUUUGACUUCCUCGCACUAAUGCUUUAUUAAUACCUUUUGUUUGGCAUACAUAUAGGAUGGUGGUCGGCCUUAUAGUUCCCAUGUAAAUGUAUUCUAUAGCUUUAAUCUUACAAUUGUGGCUAAUCUCAGAAUAUAUUAUUUAAAAAGAAAAAUAUUGUACUAGCUUUAGAACCAUAUUAACUAGAUGUCUCCUUAAAAAUAUAAUAUUAUUUUUUUGGUGGUAUGUUGCCGAUUUUGUUGCUUUUACAAAUACUUAAAGUCACAGUGAAUCUCUAUUUGGUUCUUAUUGAUAUCCAUCAUUCUGUCAUAUAGGUGUGAUAAAUUUGUUUUAUCCAUACAUUAUUUAUUUAUUUAUUUAACUGCUUAGGUUGUGUGAUACCUUAUUCUCUCUAUUACAUAGAACCUAAGUUACAUAUAUGUUUUGUGUGUUUUUUUCGUGGGCUCACUUAUUUGUAAGUUGUUUAUACAAAUAAAGAUGAAAACAUUUAGGUCUUUGUUCCAUUGUUAAUGAUUUUUUGAAUUAUAUAAGUACAUAUACUAAAUUUACACUCAAGAUGCAGUAGAAAUAAACAAACCAAGACACGUUAAAUGCUACUAUGAGCACUCCCGAGUCAUAAUUUACAAUGUAUAUGUUACGGUCAAUGAUGUAAAUUAAACAUUGACGUUGAUGGCCGGGCAUUGUCGUGAAUGUCCAUUUUCCUUGGUUAUUAACGACAAUGCUCGGCCAUUAACGACAAUAACCUUAGCUAUUGGCCAAUGUUGUAAAAACUUAACGUAAAUUUAGAUUUUUCAUCAAUAACCGGUCAAUAACGACAGUGGCCAGAAGCAAAUGGCCAAUGUUGAUAAAUCAAUGCCUCAGCAGCCCAUCGGUGUAAGUCAAUAAGUGUUUAAAAUGAGAUACUAAGAUGUUUCUGAAAGUAGUUGCAGAAAUAUAAGUAGUUAUUAAAAACAAAUAAAACGUACCUAUUUAUUUAUCAUAAUAUGGGUAACAUGUUCAUAAAUACAAACAAGGAAAUAAUAAUAUUUUUAUAUACAGUAUGGUGCAAAUGAAAGGAAUAAAUUCGUUGUUUUGUAAACCGGCGACUUCAAGGAAAAAAGGAUUUUUUUAAAUUGAAUAAAUUUUAUUCCUGAAGGCCAAUCUUCAGUUUGGUUUUCAUCCAUCCAUGCCCCUAACAUUCCUUCUAUAUCCUUGUUAGCUCGCUUCACUGACCCCUGACUUUGGCUGUGUCUGGGUUUUCCAUGAACAAUUUUUACUUCCGGCCACAUAGUGUGUAAUUUAAUUAUAACUGAGUUAACGAUUCUCGUCCAUUAUCAGAAUCUAAAAUAAGAGGUGCACCAAACGUUGUGUAAAUUUCCAACAAGUUUAUUGCAAUUUCUUCAGCCUUUUUUGUUUUUAAAGGUUUCAAGAUUACAAAUUUCGUAAGAUGGUCUUGGUAUACCAUUAUAAAUCAAAAAUGAAUGAAUUAAAUUAUUAAAAUGCGUGAAUUAAAAUUUGAAUGUAAAAUUGGCUUCGAAACCAAACCUUUUCUUGGGUUACUACUCUUUUUCUGACACUGCAUACAAAGUCGUAGGUAAAUCAUUAUUGAUUCCUUAGUUACAUUACAAUAAAAUUUAUUUAUUUCGGAAACCAUACGAUUGCGUCCACCAUGCCCAAUUGCUAAGUGUGCAUUAUGAAUGAUAUCAAAUAAUUCUUCAGUUGUAAGAUAAUAUUUUAGACUGGGUGUUUUCGUCAACUGGCAUAAUAAGUCGCUCUUUACCACUUAUUGUAAUUACAUCAUAUUUACAAUCCAUUCUAUAGUGCUUUGUUGUUUUUUUAGCACCCGGUGUUCUCAAAAUAUUUUUCGCUUCUUUAAUUUCACUUAUUCGGCGAUUGUAUUCGUCACAGUUUAAAAAUGAUUUAUUGUCAUCACGUUUUGACUUGACUAUUAAGUUUAUAUAAUUAUUAAAACGAGUGCCCACAUCGUUGAUAUUAAUGAUAACACUUAUUAAAUAAAUUUACGAAUAAUUUCAGCACGAAAACAAUACACAAAAUACACACAUGAAGUAAACAAUAGUAAACCUACACAUAACCUAUCUUUUAGUCAAAAUUUCAACAUUGACCGAUUAACAACGGGCAUUGUCGACAUUGGCCGGGCAAUGAUAGAAAUGUUAUCAAGAAUUUAAAAUUAUCAUCAAUGUCCAGUUUCUAUGGACAAUAACGUUAAUAUCCGGCCAUUGUCGAUAUUGGCCGGCCAAUAACGUUAUUGGCCGGAUUUACGUCAUUGUCCGUAACAUAUAUACAACGUAAAUCCAAAUCAUGAUUUUCAAAGUUUAUACAUUGUAAAUUAUGAUUAGGGAGUGCUCCUAGUAGCAUUUAACGUGUCUUGGUUUGUUUAUUUCUACUGCAUCUUGAUUGUAAAUUUAGUAUAGUUAUUUGUAUUUGGUAUUCAGUAUAUGUUUACGAUCUGUUUUCGUUUUUAUGUUUUAUAUUUAUACAGUGUGUUAUAACGAAAAUGUGACCCCUCCAGAGACUCAGAAACCAAGAUUUUAUUCAGAAUUUAAAAAAAAAACACGUCAAUUUAUACUGAGAGGGGGACGAAUUUACAUGCAAAAUUCAUGCCCUCAAAUGUAACCCCCUACUGCCACGCAUCGACCCCCACUUUUUUUUAAAUAGCAAGUGUGGUCAAGUGGCACAUCAUUUGAUAGGUAAUUUUUUUCUCUACACGACACUCUAUUUUUUAAUUUGCAGAAUAACUGAAGGUAAUUUUUCUGACCUCCAUACAAUAAUACAGUCUAUUUUCAAAGCCUCUUCGUAUAUUUGCAAAUACCUCAAUAUUAUAUUAUUGAGAUGAUAUUCAACCAAUAAAUUAGUUAAAUCCAAAAUUAUGUUUUAAGUUAUUACGUGAAUUAAAAAAAAUAGAGUGUCGUGUAAAGAGAAAAAAGUACCUUUCAAAUGAUGUGCCACUUGACCACACUUGCUAUUUAAAAAAAAAGUGGGGGUCGAUGCGUGGCAGUAGAGGGUUACAUUUAAGAGCAAGAAUUUUGCAUGAAAAUUCGUCCCCCUCCCAUUAAAAAUUGACGUGUUGUUUUUUUAAAUUUUGAAGAAACUCUUGGUUUCUGAGUUUCUGGAGGGGUGAAAUUUUCGUUGGAACCAGAAUGUAUAUUUCUCACCAUUCUGCUAAUAGCGCAAUACAAUUUCUAAUAAUAAUUAUUUCACAGUUACAUGUAUUCGUAGUUUAAAUAUUUUGUAUAUAUUCUUUGUUUUGUUUUUAUUUAAUUUCUCUUCCAUGCCACCGUUGUGAUUUUUCUUUAUCUAUUUAACUUUUAUGUUUAAAUUUUCCGCUUAGUUUCUGAAUUUUUUUUAUCUUCCGAAUUGUCUCGCUUUUAUCCUGCUUCGACUACAAUUAUUUUCGUAUAACUGAUUUAUCGGUGAGUUCUCAUCUUCUUCUUCUAAUAUGAAUCAAAUAGUCUAAGACUAAAGGUGCACUGUCCCACGGUAUCUUCUACUUAGGAGGUUUAGCUCUUUUUAAUAUGUCUAGAAAAAUAACAAGGAGGGAAAGCUUCAUCCACGGAAGUGACACUGGACCAUAAAAGUGGCAAAUUUGUAUAACUUGAAUUACGUACUUUUGUUUAUUACAGAAUAAAACGUUUAUUUUA